Messenger RNA from Scomber japonicus (chub mackerel), 3519 nucleotides. It is a transcript of the gene senp3b, whose product is annotated as SUMO specific peptidase 3b. Gene Ontology annotation, cellular component: nucleus. Gene Ontology annotation, molecular function: deSUMOylase activity. The transcript is spliced from 12 exons. The record is from RefSeq and is a predicted model, not a curated record. Lineage: Eukaryota; Metazoa; Chordata; Actinopteri; Scombriformes; Scombridae. Bases 341 to 1987 code for a protein of 548 amino acids. Gene Ontology annotation, biological process: protein desumoylation.
GCGAACAUUCUGCAGUGAUCGACUAUCGCGCUUCUCUCGGUUCAUUACAGAUCUUUAAAAAUAUGACACAGUUUAUUUUACUGUAAUCAACUGUGUCGGUAUGAGUACUUUCGUGUUUCUCUGAAGACUUAAAAGAAAUCGAAGUUAGCAAGUAGGUGACAUCUGGCUGCUCGAUUCCUUUCAUUGAAUGAAGUUUAGCACCAAUUAGCGUUUAUUUUGUUUCGAUACCCAUACAGAAUUAAACACGCAAAACAUUCGAUCAGAAGCAGUUGGACACGUUCUUAUAAAUCUGCAGGUUAACGGUGACGAGCUGGCGCAGGUCGUGGGUUGUCCGUGGAUAAUGCGAGACAGUGGUGGUAGCCUGGCCCAGAAUCGCUGGCAGGGAGACCUGGGUCUGACUGCUGUAGGGCAGGACGACACAGUAGGAGAUGGGAUUCCUGGAGAUCACCUCAUAGUUCCAGUGUCAGGCCACAACAUACCCAGCCCCAUGCACCUCAGACUGGGGCAGAAAGAGAUGGUGUGGAGAGGUGAGUUUGUGGACAAGGAGGAGGAUGGGAUGGGCAUGAUUGAGGCAAUAGGUGAGGAAGAUGACAACAAUCUGGAUGCAGAGGGUGAAUUUGAGGUUUGGGAUAACAAUGAAGAAGAAGAAGCGGAGGUGGAAGGGGACCAUGCAGAAGUGGUGUGGGACAUCCCAGACUUUCCCUCCCAGUCCACCCAGCACCUUCAUUCACAAAAACACCAAUAUUAUGGACCACUGCCAAAGGCAGAAGAAGGUGAUGAUGUCUCUGUAGAGGAUACUGUCUCUCAGUCUGUAACAGGGGACUUGUUCAGGUCCCAUUUCAGCAGAUACAGGGUUCUGAGGAGGCUCAGGCGCUGGCAACGUUUGCGUUCCCAUGGAGGCCAUGGAUUUCGGCUCACCCAACACUGGAAGAGCUGGCGGCAGCGGGCCCAGUGGGUCUGCUCCCUUGGGCACCGUUGGAGCCUGAGAGGGCAAAGGUACAGUCUAUAUGGGAAGCAGAGGAGGAUAAGAAGGUAUCGGCAAGCCCCAUACCCUGAUGGAGAAAAUGACAGCACUGAAGAGAGAGUCACAGAGUCUGAGAGAGAUAAACAGACAAAUGGUUGCUCUCCAGAGAGGCAGGAGGAAAGAGGGAGACGGGGACUGGAGGAUAAACCAGUGGAGCUGGCUCUUACUGAGGAACACAUGAAUUGUGUGACAGGUAUUCUUGAGGAGUCUCUACAGCAGUAUGGCAGUUUGAUUCCCAUCCAUGUUGAUGACCUUGUGGAAAAGCUUCAGGAGAUCUUCAAUGAGAGCUUCUCACAGCCACACAGGAAAGCAGUGGUCCAUCACCUAAUACAAUCCUUUCAGCGUUCGUCAGGAUCAGCUCUGGCUAAAACAUUCAGGGUCAACUACAAACGCCAUGUUCUGACCAUGGAUGACCUAGGCACUCUGUAUGGACAGAACUGGCUCAACGACCAGGUUAUGAACAUGUAUGGUGACCUAGUGAUGGAUUCUGUACCAGAGAAGGUUCACUUUUUCAACAGCUUCUUUUAUGAUAAGCUAAGGACAAAAGGCUAUGAAGGAGUCAAACGGUGGACUAAAAAUGUUGACAUCUUUCAGAAGGAUCUGUUGUUGAUCCCCAUCCAUCUGGAGGUCCACUGGUCGCUGGUCAGUGUUGACAUAUCUCGCCGAGCCAUUACAUACUUUGACUCCCAGCGGACCCUCAACAGACGCUGCCCAAAGCACAUUUUUAAGUAUCUGCAAGCUGAGGCCAUCAAAAAAGACCAACAAGACUUUUUGAUGGGAUGGAAAGGAUUUUUCAAAAUGAAUGUGGGUCGUCAAAACAAUGACAGUGACUGUGGGGCCUUUGUGCUACAGUAUUGCAAGUGUCUGGCAUUAGGGCAGCCAUUCAGCUUUGGCCAGCAGGAUAUGCCCCGGCUGAGAAGGCAAAUGUACAAAGAACUGUGUCACUGCAAGCUCUCUCUGUGACCCACCAGCCCCAUCCCAUCCCGCCAUCUCCACCUGCUCCCACCCCUGACUCAUGAAGAUGGAGGGACAAUGAUAUAACAAGAAGAGAACAAGGGAGCAAAUGAUUGACUAGAAAAAGAGGAACUUUUCAAAAAACUUUUAUUUUUCUCUGCCAAUAAUCAGAGAAAUUACUUCUACUGGUGUUCACUGUAGGUGAUGUCACUGUUUCACUUUGUUUUGUCUCCCUUUGCUUCCCUCUUCACCCUUUGCCAAUUCUGAUUUAAUUUCCAUGUCAUGGUUAUUCCUUUGUGGUUGACAGAGGCCAAGACUAGCUUCCGUUUUGGGAAUGUUCUAAUCUUCCAUCCUAUCAUAGUCCACUUGCAUUUUUCAGUCUGAAUGGGAGCUGAUGGACAUGGUCAUUUAGAUAUCUUAAGAAUCCAGUCCAGAUUUAAGGUUGGACCACAGUUAGUCCAACCUUAACUGCUACUCCCCUGUAAGAUGGCUGAACAGUGAGUGUAUGAGGUAAUGGCAGUGGACACCAAAAAUAUUUGAACCAGUUUAUGUAAGCUUGUAAUUAAAUAGUAUCAGUGGAUUUCCAUGCCUUCGAUCCAUUCAGUCUACACAGUAUGUUGUGUUCCAUUCCAUAUGUUAAAAGUCUGAAACUCUCGGCUAACAUCAAAACAGAGAUAAACAUUGAUCACCCAAUAUAAAGUGCAACCCCCCACACUAAAACCAGUGUUAUGUUGCUGAUGCUAUAUAUCUAGUCAGCACAUGUUUGCCAUGUAGUGCAGUGGGACAUUUCAAACAUUUUCCUCAAAGAUAUUUAGAUGGGUUUAAGGUGAUACUGAAAAUGGAACUUGCAAUGCACAAUUGAUGCUGCCAUGUGGACCAUUCCAGCUUUGAGUUCUGAUGUGAAUCUGAUCUGAAUAGCCAUAAUAGUGACCUUUGUCUUUGAGGGAUAUCAGAUUAUACACAACAUCUGUGGAACAUGCUACAUAUUGACCCCUAGGCCAUAAACGUCCUCUGCCUCCACCUUCACACUCAUAGAAAUUGAACAUCUUCACAUUGAGACUGGUUCAUCCUCUGUGGAUUGCCACCCAAGUACAAGCCAGAAUGACAAAUUGGCCCAAAGAGGCGGUGUCUUUACAUUGCAUUUAUCUUUUUCCUGAGUCUUUAUCUCUGUCAGUAAAUGUGUUGCUAUGCUUUUUGCUUUAAACAAACUGUUUUAAAAGGAGGACUGCUAAUUUGUUGUUAUUGGAGUAAGUACAAAGAAGAACCUCUGGUGAGUAUUUCUUUUAAAGCUUGAGAUCCAUUUUGGUGAGGACCAUGACAGCUUCACAACAGACCCAGUGUGUCCAACAGUGGAGUUACAGUACCCUCCUCUACUCUUCUUUUUAUAACAAAAGACAAUUUUGUUGAGAGCUCUGUGUGUGUAUGUUGUUUUUCCCUAGUUUUUUUUUUUUCCAAACAGGAGUUAAUGCAACAGAGUUGACAGUUUUAUAUAUCUUCUACAAUGCAUUAUGGUUGCUAAAAAUAAAAAACAUGUGGCAAAC